GAGAGCAGUGUACGUACCGAAUUGAGUCGCCACAUACAUUUGACAGUUAGCCAAAAUACAUUUGAAGUUUGUUCAUCUGUACCUUUUUAUCGUCUUCUAUUGCUUAAUGCAUAUAGUACACAAGAAGAAGAGAAAAAAAAAUAAAUAUAUAUAGUGAUUUUCGUGUAUACCUUUUUGUUCGUCUACACGAAUUCAUCGCCCAAAUUAAAACCGAAUCAAAAAGAAAAAUUCACAUUUUGUGUGUUUUAUUCCGUCAAUUUUUGCGAACCAGUUUCGAAAAUAACGUGAAUACCAUUUGUUCUGAUUGAAUUGUAAAAUUUCAUCUUUGUGAACAAGGAGGAGAGCAACAAAGUAGGCAUCGUCACAACGAAUUUCUGCGUGUGUUAAACUUGUUGAACCGAAAGAGUAUUGUUUUUGUGACACCAAAAAAUAUUUCGCGAAUUUGCUUUGAAUAUUGUUCCAUUUGUUGGAAUUCAUUUGAAAUUAUCACAUAUCUUCUCCAUUGCACUGAUGUCUAUCGCUGAGUAUUGCGACGAAAUUUUAUUGUGAUCGACGCUGGACGGCAAACGUUUCGUGCAAAAUGAAUGACAUGACCGAACACAAGAGCAUGGAUUUUGAUCCAACGAACACUUUGAAGCGUUGCAACAGUACACCAAUCAUCAAUCUACCUCCCACAAACAAAGCCACUGUAUCAUCGACUGGCACACUCACCAUCAACACCAUGCAUUCAUCGUUAGCGAAUAGCCCGAAUAUUACAUCGACCACGUCUCGUUCGAGAGAUGCGUCACCAACACCAACGUACAAUAUAUUCGCACCACGAGCACGACGAUAUUCGACGGGAUUCAGCCCAUUGGCCACAAAUCCAGGUCCAUUGCCUCGAUUGACACCACGCGUUUCACAAAUACGACAGGAAGAAUGUGCCGAUGUUAACAGACGAGAAGUCAAUCACGAGCGCGAAGUUCACACCGCUUUGCAAAUCAGUCAAAGCUGGGAAGAUUUGACUUUGGAUGCAGAGCACUGGUCAUUUAAAAGUGAUACUAGCUCUGAUUUAACAAAUCCGCUACAUGUGACCCUACCAACGGGCAUCAUUAGCUGUUCUAGUCCUUCUCCAACAAGUAGUCGAGCUGGCUUGCGACUGCCCCCAUAUGUAUUGUCUCCAUCGCCAACGCGCCGCACCUUCCAAACAAGACGUUCAAUGUCUCCGAUUGCGAUGCGACCAAGCUCAUUAGGUCCAGUCAAACGCAAAUUUGAACUCGAUGACAACUACUCAAAUAGCUAUUCGCCACCUCCAUUCAAGAAGAUCUUCACUGAAAGCAGUUCACGCGGCCAUUCACCAUGUCGUUCGCCAUUGUUGUGCCCCAGCCCAGAUUCAACCGAAGGCCGAACAACGCCAAAAUUUUAUAUAUCCAAACUGUGCACAGCGAAUACAAAUUCAUCAUCAAGUCAAUCGUCGUCAUUAUCGGCUGCACCGUCGCCAAACUCAUCCAGCGCCAUGGAAAUCCCAAUGGACAUACCGAAUCUGUGUGCCAAAGCGACGGCCCAUUCAGACUUGAACAGUGAUCUCGAUUGUAGUGAUGUUGAUUUUGAUAGCGACAGUCAAAACAAGCCCACAACACAAGAUGUUGACGAAAAAUCUGCUACACAAAAACGUGAUGAGGCUUGUGAAAAGCUGAAAAAAUUGUUUUUCGCACGUGUUAGCACAGACAGCACGGAAACCGAUUGCAGUAGCAUCACCGACUUUAAGCCACAAACAACGGCCAGCGAAUCGAAUUCGCAUGUGACCGACAAUAAAUCCGAAGCGUCAAUGGAAUGUGAUUCAUCGAAAAAAACGGACGGUUUUUGUAUCGUACAAAAUCUCGUCUCAUCGACUAACGAUUUUGAGGUGAUCAACGAGAAGCAUAAUACGUUCAACAACGAUGAUGACGUCGACCAUCACAAAUCGAUUGAAUUGAUCGCAAAAUGUGUGCCAAACAAUGACUGUAUCUCAGUUUCAGUAGCAGACGUUGUUGACACAAACAUUACAUUAGAAACGGAUUCGACUGAAAACUCGACUUAGAUGUGUGCGUGUGUGAUUUCUUUUUUUUGUUAUUGAUUUUAAACUUCAAACGCAUUACUUUUAGAAUAUUACAGGCAGAGAAGAAAAUUUAUGUUUUAGCGUAUUAAUGACGUUUUUUUCAAAAGAUGGAACUUAGCACACGCGAGACAUUAUAAUCUGUUUGUCGCAUCGUUUAUGAGAUAAAUAAUUUAGGUAAAUAGAUAAAUAAAAAGUAAACUGGAGUAAAGCAUCUCAUCAUCGAUAUUGAAGCCAGCACAUACCUUGUUCGGGUGAUGCUGCGCUAUUUGCAUAUGGUCGAAAUAAUACAGAGCAAGAGAAAGAGAUAAGCAAAUGGCUUGAAUGAGAACCAAUUCAAUAGAAAUAUAUACAUAUUUAUUGUAGCACCUUACCUUAUUAUUCAAUAAAGAAGAAUAAAUAAUCGAAGCUCAAUACAAUCA
Sitodiplosis mosellana (orange wheat blossom midge) is the source of this 2493-nucleotide messenger RNA. RefSeq lists its product as uncharacterized. Lineage: Eukaryota; Metazoa; Arthropoda; Insecta; Diptera; Cecidomyiidae. Gene Ontology annotation, molecular function: protein serine/threonine phosphatase inhibitor activity. The transcript is spliced from 6 exons. The record is from RefSeq and is a predicted model, not a curated record. The coding region runs from base 581 to 2056 and encodes 491 amino acids.